This is a messenger RNA of Ascoidea rubescens DSM 1968, 1146 nucleotides long. RefSeq names its product Any1p (gene ANY1). Gene Ontology annotation, cellular component: trans-Golgi network; endosome. The coding region runs from base 1 to 1146 and encodes 381 amino acids. NCBI's taxonomy places the organism in Eukaryota, Fungi, Ascomycota, Saccharomycetes, Ascoideales, Ascoideaceae. The record is from RefSeq and is a predicted model, not a curated record. Gene Ontology annotation, biological process: phospholipid translocation; retrograde transport, endosome to Golgi. The transcript is spliced from 2 exons.
AUGAAGAAUGAAUUAGAUAUUCCACAACCACCAGAUCAAACCAAUCCUAUUCCAGUUCAAGAUCCAGUUGCUCCAAAGAGUGCUUUCAGCUCGUUGCCUUUGUAUUACUACAUGAUUCCAGAAUGGCUUACAUUUCAAGCCAUUGUUAAUAACAUAAUGGCUUUCACACCCAUUUUUUCCUAUGGUUCAACUAUAUUGAGCAUAAUAAAACAGGACUCUUCAAUAGGCUUCUCGAUAGAUAUUUGUUGCACGAUGCUAGUCGCGAGUAUUUUGAGAAUAAAUUAUUAUUUUAUUGAAUCCUUUGAGAUUACGCUAUUGAGGCAAUCAUGCUCCAUGAUAUUCAUCCAAUGUAUUUUGUUGUAUGUAAGUUUAUACUACAAAUUAAAUAAAGAUGUAAAAAUAAUAACUUUGCACAAUCACAACUCAAUUUAUCAUCAAAAAUAUCUUUACACUAACUCUAACGAUUCAAAUGAAUUUUUAAAUUAUUUGCCAAUGAUAAUUAAUUUUUUUAAGAAAUCAUUUGAGUUUAGUUAUUUAUGUUUAAUUAUAAUUUUUCAAAAUUUUAUCAAUUUUUUUGAUCCGUAUUAUAAGAGAUCCUUUCAAUUUUGGCAAUGGGAAGCAGAAUAUAAAUACUGGCUAUUUAUUAUUCAGUUUACGAUUAUAAUUUCAUUUUCCACUUUUUUAUUUAAAGAUUCAAUUUUUUAUUCAAAUUUCAUUGGAAUAACCAACUUAUUAAUUGAAAGUUUAUUGCCUUUGCCUCAGAUAUUACUAUUAAAUAGAUUGAAAUCAGUCAAGGGAUUUAAAUCCAUUUUGUUGUUUAGUUGGUAUUGUGGUGAUUUAGUUAAAACCAGCUAUCUUUUAUUUGGAACUAAAAAAAUCAAUUCCUUUUUCAUUUUUUUCGCUUUUUUUCAAACAACUUUGGAUGUAAUAAUCGGUUUUCAAUUUAUAUAUUAUAAGUUCUUUUAUAAUACUGACAAUGAUUCCUUUAUACAAAAUCAAAGCUUCACCCAGAUAUUAAGAAACAGAAACAGAAAUAGAAAUAGAAACAAUUCCUUAACAACAAAUAUUAACAACACUAUCCAGAUGAUUAAUCUUGAAUUAACCGAGAAGAAAAUAACUCCAAGGCCCUCCCUCAAUCUUUCUUAA